Necator americanus (New World hookworm) is the source of this 1629-nucleotide messenger RNA. RefSeq lists its product as uncharacterized. NCBI's taxonomy places the organism in Eukaryota, Metazoa, Nematoda, Chromadorea, Rhabditida, Ancylostomatidae. The record is from RefSeq and is a predicted model, not a curated record. Bases 1 to 1629 code for a protein of 542 amino acids. Gene Ontology annotation, cellular component: dendrite; plasma membrane. Gene Ontology annotation, molecular function: neurotransmitter receptor activity; G protein-coupled serotonin receptor activity; octopamine receptor activity. The transcript has 17 exons. Gene Ontology annotation, biological process: chemical synaptic transmission; G protein-coupled receptor signaling pathway, coupled to cyclic nucleotide second messenger.
AUGAAUACGCUGAUAUUCCAGGAUCAGUUUGGCGGCGUCAACGCAAAAAGUGCGUGUCGACAUAGACAUAUGGCUGCCUUGGGUGCGCUAUGGAGCUCUAGUGGAAGCCUACCUCCUCAAGAAGGACAACCAAUUCAACCAGUUCCUUAUCGUUUAUGCCUUGGAUUGCACGAUGUUUUCAUUGCACUGUUUUUGGUGAUGAUGAUUUUGUUGACCGUUAUUGGAAAUAUACUUGUGGUGUUGUCCGUCGUCGUCUACAAACGUAUGCGUACAUUCACUAAUAUUCUAUUAACCUCAUUAGCUACAGCAGAUCUUUUGGUGGGGCUAGUUGUUAUGCCAAUGUCACUUCUAGAUUUGCUUCAUAACCACCGAUGGCCUUUAGGAAAAUUUUUAUGCGGUUUAUGGGCAACGUCUGAUGUUCUCCUCUGUACUGCUAGUAUAUUAAAUCUUUGUGUGAUUAGCUUGGAUCGAUAUAUGGCAAUCACAUCGCCACUUAAAUAUCCAAGAACAAGAUCACGAAAAAUGGCUGCAGGGUUGUUGUCGUGUGUUUGGUUACUAUCCUUAGUGGUUUGCAGUCCACCAUGGUUUGUUCCUGGAUGGGGAUUGUUCGUUGAUCAUAAGAAGGGAUUGUCUGACAAUUUAACCACUGUCAUCAAUCGUGAUGAGACCUUUAUGUGCGGCUACUCGCCAUCAGUACCAUAUCGAAUCUACAGCGCUCUCGGAAGCUUCUAUAUCCCAUUACUGGUGAUGCUCUCUGUUUACUUCAAAAUCUUCCGAGUUGCAUCCGAACGAGAGGCUUUGAUGCAGCAAUCGAUUGGAACAUGUCGUUUAAGUAAUCGAAUAGUUAAAACGCCACCGAAUAAUCGUAAUAAUCUUAGGACAGCUAGCGCUCCACAUUCACGGAUGAGGGUACAAGUGAACAAUUCCGGCCGAGUGAACUAUUCCGUUCGACCAGUUGAGUACGCUAGGCGUCAUGAGUCGGCGAAUCGUCAGGAAUCGCGAUCGACAGAAUGUGAGGAUUCACCUCAGAACAGCAUGGAGAUGUCCACGAUGCUAUUAACCACACCGAAUGGUUCACAAAAACAUCGUAUGUCUAUGGAACGAGAGUGCUUUUCGAUGGCUGAUCUUGCCAACGGUGACCAACAAGCACCGAAGAGGAAAAGCACUGAAGUGAACUCAGAAGUGCCGGCUAUGACUCGUAGGGCACAAGCUGUGCACGCUCGAUUACAACCAAAUAAUUUGCUUGCAAAGGCCUACGAACACUAUCAAAUUAAUGGACCUGGGAAAGCAGUUCGAGGUUCUAAGGAGAAAAUGGUGUAUUUAAGAGAGCGAAAAGCUCUGAAAACUAUUGGUAUUGUUGUUAUGGGUUUCAUUAUUUGUUGGAUGCCAUUCUUUGUCAUGUACUUGAUAGAAGUUUUUGCCACAUCGGUGAGCACGUCACGAGCCUUUAAACUCAUCAGCGAAUUCUUCCUGUGGCUCGGAUAUUCAAACUCGGUAUUGAAUCCAAUUAUCUACACUAUGUAUAACGAGUACAAUAUUCUGAUUGUUUUGUGGGUACUAUUCACGACUACAUCCUUAUUCUGGGCUUCACACGAUCUCCUGCCUUUAUUCAAUUCAUUUCUGUUAUAG